Messenger RNA from Drosophila subobscura, 1941 nucleotides. Its product is annotated as delta-sarcoglycan. Gene Ontology annotation, biological process: cardiac muscle tissue development; heart contraction. Gene Ontology annotation, cellular component: sarcoglycan complex; sarcolemma. The record is from RefSeq and is a predicted model, not a curated record. Bases 256 to 1620 code for a protein of 454 amino acids. The transcript is spliced from 6 exons. NCBI's taxonomy places the organism in Eukaryota, Metazoa, Arthropoda, Insecta, Diptera, Drosophilidae.
UCUUCAACUCACGGCAACAGAAUGGCCAACAUUCCGGCAAAGUGAUUCUGCCAUCAGUUGUUGUGCAAGCGUGUACGAGUACGGUAACCCGUACGCGCAUACGGCAGUCGAAUUUUGGCAUCAGAGUGAAUAACUGCAAAAACUAAGACUCAAUAACAAAAAAAUCAAAAAAUAACAAAAUACGUCCAAAUAAUGCACAAAUUCCCAGAGCAAGGCUAGGCAUAUCGCAGUAGUGGCGUUUGCAAGCGAUCAGCAAUGUCGGGCGACGGCAGCGUGGAGACAACUGCGCGGCAUCUUAAAGCUGCUUCCGGUUCCGGUGAAGGUAGCAGACAGCAGCAGCAACAGCAGCAACAGCAGCAACAACAACAGAAGCGGCAAAAGCGAUUAUCGAGUGGUACAACGCCCAAGAAGCCGAACAAAGCUGGCAACAAUCUUGGCCUAAUGACAGCUGGCAACAGCAGCAGCAGCAGCAACAGAGCGAGCGGAAGCGGAAGUGGAAGUGGGAUUGGAGCUGGAGCCGGAGCCGGAGCAAACAUCCAAACGUCCGUAAAGGUAGGCACCAUGACGACAGUGACAGCAACGCCAGGCAAAGCCACGCUCAGUCACGUCCACAGCCAUAGCCAUGGACAUGGACAUGGCCAUGGGCGGGGGCACGGACACGGACAUGGCCAUGGCCAUGGAAGGGGCGGCAGAAGUGGUCGCAGUGCUGCAGCUGCAGCUGGAGCUGGAGCAGGUGGAGCUGUUGGUGCACCAAGGACAGGUCAGUGCAAUGUGGAUGGUUUCGCGGGCGGAAUUGAGACAUACCUGGGGCUCAUCGGUUGGCGCAAGAAGUGCCUCUACACGCUGCUGCUGCUGUUGAUGCUGCUCAUUGUCACCAAUCUGGUGCUCACCCUCUGGAUAAUCAAAGUGAUGCAGUUCUCAUUGGAGGGCAUGGGACAGCUGAAAAUCUUACCCGGUGGCAUACAGCUGUCGGGAACAGCGAUAAUUAUGGACAUGCUACGCACAUCAACAAUCCGUUCGAGGCCUGGCCAUCCCCUGUCCAUAGAAUCAUCACGUAAUUUUUCAAUCAAUACACGUGACGCGAAUGGUAUGAUUGAGAAUCAUUUAUUUCUGGGACACGAUAAGUUCGAGUGCCUGGCGGGGACAUUUCGCAUCAACGAUACGAAUGGACGGAACCUAUUUUCCGUUAAUCGAAAAGAAGUCACAGUCGGUGCGCAUUCGCUGCGGAUCGACGGUGAGGGCGGCGCCGUCUUCAGGGCCUCUGUGCAGACGCCGCAUGUGCGUGCCGAGCCGGGACGGGAGCUGAGACUUGAGUCGCCCACUCGUCAGCUGAAGAUGGCCGCAGCCAAAGAUAUCAAUUUGCAAUCACGUGCCGGUGCCAUAGAUCUCGUGGCCCUGAAUGAUGUCAAGUUGCGAUCACUCGAUGGAAGCGUGCGACUGGAGUCAUCGAAAAUUCUGAUGCCCAAUCUGCGCACGGCACAGCCACCGAUAAUGGGCUCUGCCCAGAGUCGAGAGCAUAUGCAUCGUGUCUUCCAGCUGUGUGCCUGCUCCAAUGGCAAACUGUUUCUUGCGGCACCACACUCGAUAUGCGCCGGCGAUGAUUCCACAGUCUGCAGGUGAUCUCACAGCAACAGCAAGCGCUGGCUAUCAUCCACACAUGCCGAUGGCGAAACUUAGGCCCAGAAACUCGAAAUAUUUGCAUAUUUGCGUUAAAGAUGAUAAAGUGAAGUGACGUGAAGUGACGUGAAGUGAAGUGAAGUGACUACAAUAUACUAGUGGAAGAAAAAACUUCUACAGCAAGCAACAUACGAUACAUUACUGCAUCCGGCAUUCAUAAUCGUUCAUAUCGAUACGACAUAUAGAUAGUUAGUAUUGAACCUGUAUUCGAAGAACAAAAUCAAGAGCUUCUUAGACACUUGGAUGUUGUGUAUUAGUAUAUAA